Messenger RNA from Plutella xylostella (diamondback moth), 1568 nucleotides. RefSeq names its product Phenylalanyl-tRNA synthetase, mitochondrial (gene PheRS-m). Gene Ontology annotation, biological process: phenylalanyl-tRNA aminoacylation. NCBI's taxonomy places the organism in Eukaryota, Metazoa, Arthropoda, Insecta, Lepidoptera, Plutellidae. Gene Ontology annotation, cellular component: mitochondrion; cytoplasm. The record is from RefSeq and is a predicted model, not a curated record. Gene Ontology annotation, molecular function: tRNA binding; ATP binding; phenylalanine-tRNA ligase activity.
UUAUCUCAUACAUUUUGCAAAUCAAAAUAUUGGUGAAUUUAUUUUUAAGAAAUCUGAAUUCACUGAAUGGUAACUUGUGACGACUUAUUUUGCUUAUGCUUGAUACAGUUUUUCAGUUUAAAUUCAUAACUAAAAGUUCUACUGACAAAUUGAACUGACAUUUCUUGGUGAACUCCACAUGCUGUAUUCAAGAUGACCUGGCUACCAUUAAAACUUAAGACUUAUCAGCUCAAAACAGUCUACUCCCUCCUAAACAGAUACAGCACCGCUGCAAAAGCUGUAACCACCGUAAAUGUAAAUGGAAAAGCGUUUGAAGCAGAUGACUACACCAACAUAACUCCAAAAAUAGCUUCAUAUUUAAACAGCAACUUGCAUCUCAAAAAGAAUCACCCCUUGUCUCUUGUCCGGCAGCGAAUUGUGAACUAUUUCUACACUUUCCGCUAUGCGGGCAAUCCAGAAUUCAGUGUGUAUGACAACUUGAACCCUGUUGUUUCCACAAAACAGAAUUUCGAUGAUCUGUUGAUCCCACUGGACCAUGUCAGCCGGGCCAAGUCCGACUGCUACUACAUCAACCGAGGCAUGUUGCUCCGGGCGCACAUGACGGCCCAUCAGAGCGAGCUCCUGAGGUCUGGCCUCAACAACUUCCUCAUGAUUGGUGAUGUCUACAGAAGAGAUGAAAUUGACUCCACACACUUUCCAGUAUUUCAUCAGGUAGAUGCAGUGCGAUCCCUUCACAAGGAGCGGCUAUUCCCGAAGCAGCCAGAUUUGGAGAUAUUUGAGCCCCAAUAUGACACUAAAAACCCCUUCACAUUCAAAAACACUAUAUCAGAUCCCAUGAAACAAAGUUGCCACACUUUAGAAGCCACCAAAGUGAUGGAAACUCAACUAAAGAACCACCUCAUUGGUAUGGUGAAGACAUUGUUUGGCAAAGAUAUAAAACACAGAUGGGUAGAUGCCUACUUCCCAUUCACUCACCCCUCUUGGGAACUUGAGAUCUUUUAUGAAAACAAAUGGAUGGAAGUCCUAGGCUGUGGUAUCGUGAGGAAUGAGAUUCUAGUCAACGCUGGGCCCAGUAAUACGAUUGCAUACGCAUUUGGGUUAGGUCUAGAGAGGCUUGCCAUGGCUUUGUACAAGAUUCCAGAUAUUAGACUCAUGUGGAGCAAUGACUCUGGUUUCCUGACACAAUUUGAGAACAAAGAUUUGGAUGCGAAGAUUACAUACAAACCAGUGUCAAGUUAUCCUCAAUGUACAAAUGAUCUCUCAUUUUGGUUGCCAGAGAACCUUAGUAUUGAUACUUUUAUGAACAAUGACUUCUACGAGCUGGUGCGUGGUAUUGGCGGCGAUAUUGUUGAACAGGUGAAACUAAAAGACAAGUUUGUCCACCCAAAGACGAAGAAGCACAGUUUGUGUUACAGCAUCGUGUACCGACACCUGGAGCGGACCCUCACUCAGGAAGAAGUCAACAAAGUCCACAAAGAUAUAGAAGUAGCCGUGGCUACAGCAUUUAAUGUCGUUAUUAGGUAAUCGGUUUAUUUAUUAAUAAAUUAAAAACUUAAAUACUGUUUCAA